Gossypium raimondii (Peruvian cotton) is the source of this 423-nucleotide messenger RNA. RefSeq names its product phosphatidylinositol N-acetylglucosaminyltransferase subunit P-like. The coding region runs from base 1 to 423 and encodes 140 amino acids. Lineage: Eukaryota; Viridiplantae; Streptophyta; Magnoliopsida; Malvales; Malvaceae. The record is from RefSeq and is a predicted model, not a curated record. The transcript is spliced from 3 exons.
AUGGAAGAGCCGCAUUCAGUGAAUAGUCCGAGGACAAUCCUUAGUUUUUCAAAAAGAGGGAGAACAACAACAGCCUCCGUCUCAUUUGUUGAUCCAAAUGACGAAAAACCUAAUUCCGGGGAACAUGGUCCAAAGCCUUUCGAGGUUUAUGGCUUUGUUGGUUCCAUUACGAUAGUUGUUGCUACAAGUCCUAAUAUUCCAAGUUAUGCUAUGGUAAUAAUAGUAUUAGCUGUUAUAUUUUAUAUCGGCCUCAACUUCAUGUCAACUCCACCACCAACUUCAUUAACCACAAUGUUCGAUGAAUUUAGCAGAGAACCUUCAAGCUUUUUGUCUCAUAUGGAGAGAGAUGAACAACCAAUUGAACCCAUAUCUGAUCUUGGGAUCGACAAGAUUAACGUUCUCAUGUUUGAUGAUGUUAAAUGA